Messenger RNA from Musa acuminata AAA Group (dessert banana), 2055 nucleotides. Its product is annotated as sulfhydryl oxidase 2-like. The coding region runs from base 338 to 1846 and encodes 502 amino acids. Gene Ontology annotation, biological process: protein folding. NCBI's taxonomy places the organism in Eukaryota, Viridiplantae, Streptophyta, Magnoliopsida, Zingiberales, Musaceae. Gene Ontology annotation, cellular component: Golgi membrane. Gene Ontology annotation, molecular function: flavin-dependent sulfhydryl oxidase activity; protein disulfide isomerase activity. The transcript is spliced from 13 exons. The record is from RefSeq and is a predicted model, not a curated record.
UUCCCAGAACAGCACGUCGAAAACGUUGUGUCGAGAAAGCGAUCGCCGUUGCUGCGAUCGAUCUCUUCCCCGUUUCUGCUUUCUUCUUCUUUUCCGAUUCUUCCUCUCCGAUGCGUCUCGUCUAUGGAACAUUCUUUCUUUCUUUUCUGCUUCUCAUCCUGCGCAUGCCUGCAGGCGAAGCCCUCCGAUCUGUCGGUGACGGCACCGAUCUCCGCACCGACCUUCCCGACGCCACCGUGGAGCUCAACAGCUCCAAUUUCGAUAGCGUUCUCAAGGAAUCGCCGGCGAGUUUCGCCAUCGCCGAGUUCUUCGCUCACUGAUAAUGGUGCCAUGAGCAAUGUGCGUGCCCUUAUCAGACAGCCCACAUGAAUAUGGAAGAGCGUGCACGUAUGUGUCUACUAUGUACAGGCACAUAUACAUGUGUCCUGCUUGCAGAAACUAUAAGCCUCACUAUGAAAAGGUUGCAAGGCUUUUCAAUGGGCCAGAUGCAGUGCAUCCUGGGAUUAUACUCAUGACACGGGUUGAUUGUGCAAUGAAGAUAAAUGCAAAUCUUUGUGAUAGAUUUUCAGUUGGUUACUAUCCCAUGUUAUUGUGGGGUCCUUCAGUUAAAUUUGUGGCUGGUAAAUGGGACCCUAAGCAAGAGAAAAGUGAGAUACAAUCAAUUGAUGAUGGACGGACUGCAGAUCGACUACUCAAUUGGAUAAACAAAAAAAUGGGCAGUUCAUUUAGCUUUGAUGAUGAAAGAUAUGAAAAUGAAAACACACUUCCAACAAAUGUCUCUGAUCCUGAACAGAUUGCACGAGCAAUUUAUGAUGUUGAGGAAGCAACAGCCUUAGCUUUCGAGAUAAUCAUACAACACAAAAUGAUCAAGUCAAGUACUCAAGCACCACUGAUAAAAUUUUUUCAGAUUUUGGCAACACAUCAUCCUUCAAAAAGGUGUCGGAGAGGAAUUGCUGAGAUACUUCUCAACUUCGAUGACCUGUGGCCUUCCGGUCCACUCUCAAUCAGUUCAGAAGAGGCUCCCAUAUUACAGGAACAGGACGUACUUAAAUCCUAUUCAAUCUGUGGCAAGGAGGUUCCUCGUCAUUAUUGGCUUAAUUUUGAACUGCACUUGGUGAAUCAUAAUAAACCAGAGAAGAAAUUAACUAUAUUUUGCCGUGGGAGCAAAAACGAUACGAGAGGCUUCAGGUGCUUGCAACUUGUAUCCAUUUUGAUUGCUGUACUAUGCUGUGGCCUAUGGGUUCUGUUCCACUCCCUGUCUGUCAGGGUUGGAGAUGGAGAGAGCCAAUCGGUUUUCACAGCAAUAUGUGAUUUUAUCCAGAACUUUUUUGUCUGCGACGACUGCCGUAGGCAUUUUCAUGAGAUGUCUUCAAGUGUCUCAGUACCAUUUAACAGAACUCGCGACCUGAGCAUGUGGCUAUGGAGGGCACAUAAUAAAGUCAACGAGAGACUCAACAAAGAGGAAAAGGCAUUAGGCACAGGUGAUCCACGAUUUCCGAAGAUCAUAUGGCCCCCGAAGCAGCUCUGUCGGCCGUGUUAUGUAUCUUCAAGCAGGAAAAGACGCAGCAACAUGAAAAUAUAUUGGAAUGAGGAUGAGGUGUACAAAUUUCUGGUCAGAUAUUACGGGAGGACCCUUGCAUCUUCUCACAACGAUGCAACUUUGAGUGGCAAGUACGAUGAAUCCUACGACAUCACCACCUCAACUAAUGCAGUUGCGGUACCCGUUGGGGCUGCAUUGGCCAUCGCGGUUGCUAGCUGUACAUUUGGAGCAUUAGCUUGCUUUUGGAGAGCCCAGCAGAAGAAUAGGAAGUACACACACCAACUUCAUUCUUUCAAGGAUAUAUGAUUAGUAGGAUGCUAAACAUUCUGUGUUAUGUUCUAAUUAACAACAAUUUUUUUUUAUUAUUUUGCCCGAAAAGCGGACCAUUUUACUGACAUUCAUGAUAUUUCUGGAAAAGAGAAAUUUGGAAGUGAGAUGCAUCCCAAAGUAUCAGCCUUCUGCAGCUGUUAAAUAAAAGUCAGAAAUAUACACAGUCAAAGGGAUUAUCAUUCGGA